GUGGCGCGGGCGGAGGCGACGCGCCGCCUCUCCAGCACGAGUGACGCCGGCAUCAUGGCGACGAGCACAGACUGAGCUCGGCCACUAACCGCCUCCCUCACUCAGUCACUCUCCCUCCCUCCCUCCCUCCUGCUGCUGCAGUCCGAAGAAGCGUCCCCACACGAAACGUCGCUUGUUCAUUUCUCUCCACAAAUGCUGGCUUCCUCCAGCCGUUUGUUAUUUUGCUGCAGGUUCCAGCAUCUGCAGAGUCUCUCUCUCUCUCUACCGCUACCGCGCGCCCACUUGGCUCUAUUUGAUUUUGUUUUGGAUGCGGCUCUAACUACAAAUGGCUGAGGUGUCAUCGUCAGCAGCGGACACGGAGGCGGCAAAGCUGGGCGGCGAUGUGGAGCCCAAGUGGCCGGUCGCAGACGGUGCGGCUGCCGGGCCGGUGGAGCCGCUGGAGCCGCUGUGUCCACCAGCGAAGGCCGGGCCUGGCUGCAACCUCAGCUCGGCGGCUGCAGGGAGGCCAGUGCGCGUCUUAAAGAGGAACAUGAAGCGCAAUGCCAGCAGGAGUUGCCUUGGAAAGAAGAGUCAUUUGGGUUUACGCGAAAGAGAGUGGCUCAAAGCAGAUGUAAGGAGAGGUUGUGUGUACAUUCAUGGAAAGGAAAUGGUAUUGUCAAAUGCUUCUUCCACCUCUUCCUCUGGCACGUUACUACUAUCCACUUCCUCAUCAUUUGGCCCAGAUCUUCAGCUAGUACUCUGCAGCACUGAAACUACAACAGCAGAGCUGUGUACUCAGGACAGUGAUGAUUUGUACCUGCAGCUCCACGGUGAUUUCAUCAGGAGAUUGAAUCCCGAUGAGAGGCCUCUACAAAUCCUUUAUGAUUAUCUAUCGGGAUUAGGUUUCCAGGAUCCACUUCGGAUACAAGAGGAAAGUGCCAUUGCUGAUUUGAGUUGCAUGAUUAGAUACUUUCAUGGAAAGCCAAGUAGCAUAGAGCAACUGGAUCAAAUCCUUCUAUCCGGUGUGUUCAGUGUUCGAAAAGGAAAAACUCAUUUGCACAAAUGGUCAGAACGCCAAGUUAUUCUUUGUGGUACCUGUCUAAUCGUGUCUUCAGUAAAGGAUUGCCAGAUGGGAAAAAUGCAUGUACUUCCUCUCACAGGAGGCAAGGUUGAAGAAGUAAAAAGACGACAAUACUGCCUCAUGUUCAGCUCCGCUGGGCAACAAGGACAAACUUACUAUGUGACGUUUGACUCGUACCCAGAAUGUUUACGGUGGCACAGACAGGCUUCCAAGGUUGUUUCACAGCGAAUUGGUACAGUUGAUCUGUCGUGUUACAGCCUUGAGGAACUUCCUGAAUAUCUCUACUUCAGUCAAGACAUCACACAUCUUAAUCUACGGCAUAAUUUUAUGCAUGCUGAUACUGGACUCUGCCACCUUAACAGAUUUACCCAGCUGAAAAGCCUGAAUCUGUCCAAUAAUAAACUGACAACAUUUCCAACAUCCUUGUGCGAAAUUGGGACUCUUACUGAAGUCAAUCUCUCCUGUAACAAGAUACACAACAUUCCCAAAGAGAUUGGAAACCUGCAGAAUCUUCAGACUUUUAUUCUGGAUGGAAAUUGUCUUCAAACAUUGCCUGCGGAGUUGGGAAAUGUACAAGAGCUGAUGCAUCUUGGCUUGUCCUUCAAUGACUUCAAAGUGAUCCCAGAAGUGUGUACGAUUUUGACAGCCAUGGAAAAACUUAGCAUGGCUGGAAACCUUCUGGAGACAUUGACAUUGGAAACACUGGGGCAGAUGACUCACAUUAAACACCUAGAUCUGAGGUUGAAUUUAAUUGAGUCUCUGGUGAUCGACAGUCUAGAAGCUAUAAACCAUGUCACUUUCCUGGAUCUACGUGACAAUCUCUUGACUGAACUUGACUUAAGUUCUUUUGCAAGUAUUGAACAUCUACAUUGUGGACGUAACAACCUGUUCACCCUUACAAUAAGUGGGUUUUCUCUGAGGACAUUGUAUGUUGGCUCUAACCAGUUGACAACAUUGAGUGUAUAUCCACUUCCUGGUCAGCUGGUUCACAUUGAUCUCUCAAGGAACAAAUUGGAAGCUGUACCAGACUGGGUCUGUGAUGCCAAGAAACUUGAACUGCUGGAUGUUAGCCAUAACCUGAUUACGGAAUUACCUAUGAGGUUAUUGUGCAGCUUGAGCCUGCAGAAACUGUUGGUUGGACAUAACUAUCUUCACAGUCUGCCAAAUCAGUUGGAACACAUAGCUCUAGAGGUGUUCGAUGUACAACACAAUCAGCUACACGAGCUUCCAGACUGCCUUUUCCUUAAGGCUUUAAACUUGCGAUGUCUCAAUGUGUCAGCAAACAAUCUGGAAUCACUGCCUAUUGGCAGUGAUACUGAAGAGAGUCUCAGUAUUCUGCAAGAGCUUUAUUUAACAGGAAACAAGUUGACUGAUAAGUGUGUAUCAAUGCUAACUGGACACCCACGCCUUCGAGUUCUCCAUUUGGCAUACAACCAACUUCAGUCAUUCCCAGCCAGUAAGCUGUCGAAAUUCGAGUUACUGGAAGAACUGAACCUGAGUGGGAACAAAUUGAAGGCUGUUCCUACCACCAUUACCAAUUGCAAGCGAUUGCACACACUCAUUGUUCACUCCAACAGCAUUGCAGUCUUCCCAGAGAUCCUACACUUACCUGAGAUCAAGUUGGUUGACCUCAGUUGCAACGAGCUUACGGAGAUAAUGAUGCCUGAGACCCUUCCGGCCUCAUUGCAGGAACUGGACUUAGCUGGCAAUCUAAAUCUUGUUCUUGACCACAAGACAUUGGAAAUGUUCAGUCAUAUCACCACUCUGAAAAUUGAUCAGAAACCUCCUGCACCAUGUAAUGAUUCAGUUGGGAAUCCUACUAUAUGGAAUCAUGGCUAUUCUGAAAUGGCGGGACAUAGAAAUAAACUCUGUCUUUCAGUUCUUGCCCUGGAUAGCUUUGGAGAUAAUCCAGAAGCAUUGUACGGUAUAUUCGACGGAGACAAGAACAUGGAAAUUCCUCGUUUAUUGCAAUGUACUGUGGGAGAUGUACUGGCAGAAGAAUUGCAGCAGUCGUGCAUAAGCACUGUAUACAUGACCCACACAUUCCUUGUCUCACACAGAAAACUGGGAAUGGUGGGACAGAAGUUGGGUUCUUCAACUGUGUUGUGUCACAUUCGCCGUGAUCCCAUUGACCACAGCAGCUACUUCACUCUUACCGUGGCAAAUGUGGGCAAUAGCCAAGUGGUGUUGUGCAGAGAUGGACAGCCAUUGUCGCUUUCAAAGUUGUUCAGCCUUGAACAGUGCGCUGAGGAGCUGGCAAGAGUGAAACAACAAAAAGCCAUUAUAACUGAGGACAAUAAAGUGAAUGGUGUUACUUCUUGUACACGUCUUUUGGGCUGCACCUACCUCUUCCCAUGGGUCCUACCCAGACCUCACGUCCGCACCAUAUCACUCACUGCUCAGGAUGAAUACCUAAUCUUGGGAAACAAGGCACUGUGGGAAAAUCUGUCGUAUGCUGAGGCAAUAGAAGCUGUUAGGACUGUGCCUGAUCCUCUAGCUGCAGCAAAAAAACUUUGCACCCUUGCUCAGGCCAAUGGCUGCCAUGACAAUAUUGGUGCUGUAGUUGUAUACUUAAGUAUUGGAGAUGGCAGCUGUACUUGUGAAAUACAGGGAGUUCCAUUAACUAGUCCAACUGUAUUUGCUCCUAUCAACAUGCCAGUAAAAGAUGGUGCACAUGUUUCUGGCACCCCAUCAUCCAGUAGUGGCAUAGCAUCUGAAUUCAACAGUGAGAUGUCUGCUUCUGAAGUGAGCAGUGAAGUGGGGUCUACAGCAUCAGAUGAACAGCCAGCCACAAGCCUAGAAGCUGCUACAAUCCUUCGUGCCGAGCGUCGCUGCAGCCUCCAUCCAAGUCCUUCCGCCAGUGUUUUCCAACGACAGCUAUCCAGUGCGACGUUUUCCAGCAAUCAUUCGGAUAAUGGCCUUGAUAGUGAUGAUGACCAACCAGUAGAGGGAGUAUUCUCUAAUGGUAGUAAACUGGAAGUUGAGGUAGAUAUACAUUGUGUCCAUUUCCAAGUUCCUGGGAACACCAAUAUUUCACAAGUUCAUGACGAGGGAUUGUUUGUCAGCAUGUCUGGGGAUGACAUUGCACUGUCUUAUUUAAAGGAACAGAAACAAAAUGGUGUAAACAGCCAGCCAUUUUUAACAAUUAGCAAGGAAGGAGGUGAUCUAAAGAAGUCUUUGUCUGCAACAAACCUACAGGGUAAGAAAUUUCCAAAUGGAUCUGUGGUCCCUCUUGAAAAAAGCCACAACAUUAUUGAAGUGGCUACAGAGGCACCAAAGAAGAAAUAUGGAUACUUUGCAGCACCUGCACAAGCAGACCCAGAGGACCAGUUAGUUGUGCCACCACACCUAGAAGAGGAAGUGAAGGAACAAAUGAAACAGCAUCAAGAUCCUAUUUCAGAAGCUGAAUCUGAAAGGGACCCUAGAUUUACUCAACAGGAGGUUUAUGACACAGCAUUGUAAUACAGUAUUCCUUCAAUGAAACUUCACUGACAGUGUCAAAAUAAGGGUUAAGACCAUAUUAGAAAUUUAUUGUACAAAAUAUAACAAAAUAUUUACAAUCAUCUCUAAAUAUUAUUUAAAUUGUACAUAAAAGAUGCUUCAGCAUAUGUCAAAAACCAAAUCUAUUGUGUAUGUGACUAUUGACCUAUUGCGAUUGUUAAUCUUCUGAUGGUUUGAGGUUUACAUUUUCAAUUAAAGCUGCAAUAUCCUUCUGAA
Molecule: messenger RNA, 4777 nt
Organism: Amblyraja radiata (thorny skate)
Lineage: Eukaryota; Metazoa; Chordata; Chondrichthyes; Rajiformes; Rajidae
Gene: phlpp2
Product: PH domain and leucine rich repeat protein phosphatase 2
Exons: 19
Coding region: 326-4522 (1398 amino acids)
Cellular component (GO): cytoplasm
Molecular function (GO): protein binding
Source: RefSeq, a predicted model, not a curated record